Messenger RNA from Aspergillus vadensis CBS 113365, 1474 nucleotides. RefSeq lists its product as uncharacterized. The transcript is spliced from 3 exons. NCBI's taxonomy places the organism in Eukaryota, Fungi, Ascomycota, Eurotiomycetes, Eurotiales, Aspergillaceae. Bases 108 to 1379 code for a protein of 423 amino acids. The record is from RefSeq and is a predicted model, not a curated record.
GGUUUUCAUUUCGUCCAAGCAAGCUGUUCGGUCUAGGGCCCUUGUGGCUUUCCAGUCUUUUACCCUUCAACUACGCGACCGGUCCUGUCGACCUCUCUCAGCCAGCCAUGUCGACCGGACGCAAGGUCUUCCACUGUGCCGUGGACGAGACGGCGUUAACCACCAAUAUCAGCGAAAUCAAAAAAUGGACCACCAACGGCGCCAUCACUCUUAUCGUUCCUCUCUACACCCUUGAACGCCUCCAUGCCUUGAAGAGAGCCGGAUCCCAAGUCGCCAUCAAUGCCCGAGAGGCCGUCCGUUUCCUCGACCGUGUCACCUCCGGCAAAGAUAACAUUUCCGCCGAACGAGUCAUCCUGCAGGGUCCUAUGGAGCAAUAUGAGAACUGGACCGAGGCGGAGAAGUUCUUCCUUCCGGAGUUCGAGGAGGAGCCCGAAGCCAACGGAGUUCUUCCGGGCGACCAAGUGGCGCAGCGGAAUCGCGAGGAUAAGUCCAAAGAUACGAAGAAGAACGGCGCCGCUCCCGAUGAUUUAUCGCAAAUGCUUCUCAACAAGUUGAAUUUCAAGAAAGAAUCCGAUGCGGUCUCGAUCACGUCAAACGGCACUCACAGCGCCCCUGCAUCCCGACCGUCCUCCAGGAGCUCCCGGACCAGUCCCGAGUGUGCGAAUUCUCAUGUUGUCAAUGGAGUCAGCAAGGAUGCGAAAAAGAAGCCGGAGAGUGGACACCGUCGUUCUGCGUCUGGGUCCACUAUUCCGACGGUUCCUUUGAUGCUCAGACCGCUGCUCAGCGCCCUCUUGUGGCGCUUGCACAGCGGCCCUGAUGCAGCUAACGCGGCGAAAACAUGCAUUCUCAUAACGAACGAUCGGCCUACCCAGAUUUGGGCGCAGAAAUUCGGUAUCGGAGUUAAGAACAUUCAUCAGCUGCGGACGUCCAUUCAGUACGAGGAGCGCGAAUACAAGAACCGGUGCAAAUACGUGGAGAAGACCCAGACGACCACCGCAGAGCCAAAAUCUCUUCUUUCCUACGAGGACGAGAGCGACGAGGAUGAGCUUGUUUUCGUCCCCCGCGGUCGCGGCAAAGGAUCUACUCGAGGAGGUGGCUCGCGCGGCGGCACUACGCGCAAGGCCGCUGCAUUCAAGUCUGUCGCCCCGCCGGUGGAGGCUACGAUGGAGAUUCCGACGCAGCCAAUCGACCCCAACUCGUUCAGCCGAUCGCUGGGUGUGACGAAGCAGCAGCAGCCCACGUUUGAUCUGAGCACCCAGUCCGGGGCCGCACGUGGCAUGGCGGGGCCAUCUCGGAACUAUUCGAACAGCCGCCGUGGUGGUUCUCGGGGUCCUUCGCGUGGUAGCAGCCGCGGCCGUGGCAAGCUCUGGGUUCCUUGAUCAAUGGUCGGGUCCGUCAGUCUGUGCAGAUGGACGGAUGAAUAUUUCUCAAACUUGAAAUAGACCAUUGUGGUUGUUACACGAAGCAGAAAGGA